AUGGUCAUGCUCAUUUGUCUGUUUCUUCUCUCUGGUCUUGCGACAGCCUCCGUCGUCAGCCAGCAUCUAGGAAAACCUACGAGCGACAUCGACGCCGACAAAGGCAAUGCACCAUCAAUGCUUGCUCAACCACAAACCGGUGGUCGGUACGCGGACGCCGAUGGUGGUUCUCAAGACUCAACCUAUCGCGUCCAAUCUGAACCUCAGAAUAUGGCAGAGGGAAAAAAUGUCGAGACUUCCUAUCUCAGUCUCUCACAGUCUGGUACGCUUUAUUCUAUCUGAAAGGGAAGACUAACGAGUGCCUCUGCCGAAUGUUAGAACAUCGGCAGGUUAUGCACGUCCGAGAAAAUUAGUUAAAUUUGCCAGGGUUUGUGUGUGAGUACGAGUACAGACAGAAAUGUGUUAUGUGACCGCGGCUGACACAUUCGAUUAAAUCAUUAUGAUAGUAAAUAUCUACGCACCCCUAUCCCAGAUCGCCAAUCUUGAUACUAAUCACUGCUUAGAAAUAAGUAUUUACAGAAAGAUCACAAACACUGUGCAAGAAGUAUGUUUAUUUAGGAAGGCCAUGCCUCUAAUCUCACACCAUUUGCUACUUUUUAUUAAAAAAAACGGUAGGUCGUCUGGAAGACAUGAAGUGAACAGAUCCAAGCUCUGUCUAGAGCAGAGAUUUGCGCAUGCGAUUAGCCGCGCUUUUCUUAACUAUAAAUGCCAGAUGUGAUUUUGAGAACUGAAUAACUGAGAUGAGGUUCCGACCCACAUAAUUACCGUUGGGAAUAAUGGGAAAGUGCCGGGAGUGGCGUUGGAAGACUCUAAAAUGUGAUUGAGUAUUUAUUUGAGAGAACAAAAGGGGGCAGUAAAAGCACCGCUAACCUGCGCAGCAGUGACAAACAUCUCACAUGGAACAAGCACUCUGACUUCUGAAGGGGGAUUACGGUUUUACGGGAAGACACGGUUCACAAGCUGGCGCUGAUCGCUUUUUGAAAAUUGAUCUUUCGUCAGAACUGUUGGUACGUUUUGCUGUCUAUGAUCCGCUUUACAUGGGCUUUCCGCAAUAACCCGAUGUGAUUUCCAGCGUCACGGUGGCAGCGUCCACUCUGCCGUAUAUGUCUUCACGCAGGGAAUUUUCACCGGUUGAGACUCAAUGAGAAACCAUUUUUAUGCCCACUCACAGAAAUCUCUACCAAAAAGGACAGGCUAACGCUCUAUCACCAUCAUAUAGGUACGGUUACCUAAACCGGUCCCUUCCACUCCUUCUAGAAACUGCAAAAAUGUCCGUGGAUUUUGAUCUCACAUACGGACAAUUAGCCACAUAAUAAAAUUAUUUUCCACGAUGAAUGUUAACUCGAAACAUUAACUGGCGCUUACAUACUGAUACAUUUGUCCUGAAGCCAUCUCCUGGAAAGUUUCUGGCGACAGAGUGAACAGAGCACACAUGUGAGCAGGUUAAUCUGACAACUCAGUCCAUUAAGAAUAAACCGCGUCGGAUUGGAAAUGCUUUUCAUUAGCAUGCCGUUCCUCAUCCAGUUCAUCUUAGCAAUUACUGUUGUUUUCAAUAUAUAUGUCAUUAUUUGAAGUUGUGCUAUUGCAAUUGCACUGUUAGCCGGCCUUAUGGGCGACGCAGCUCUCACGGAUUCUGACGUGGAAUCAAUGCAAGCAUCAGACAUUGGCAGUGAACUGCAUUCACUUCGGGCUAAUGAACAGACAAUCGGCGAAAUCCCAGAGAGCGACUUGUUUGGAGACUGGGAUCAGAAUGUGAACAAGUUGGCGGGGUCUGAUGAUGUCACCGGCCAGACAGUGAUGUAUGUGCUCUGGUUUUUGCUCUUUCUCUGGGUCCUAAUUUUAAACUUUGCUUUCGACUGUAACCUCAGACAACUCUCUUAGGACAUUCCGCAGUCAAAUCUCUGGCGUGCUUUUAAUGUGGUCCACUCGAUGAAAGUACAUAUAUCUAUCUGCUCACAAAUGUUCACACGAUAGGUAAACCAGCAAGCUCUUCUAGUCCAGAAAGCAUUUCAGAACUUCGGCGAGGUAGGCCAGAUACUGCAUCAUUGCGCAGGUCGUCUUAGCUUGAGCCAAUUUUGAAGGACAUGGAAAUACACAGACGGCCCACAAGAGAACCAAUCAGUGUCUAGUUACGGACGCUGUCAUGGUCUUCGUUGAAGUGAUCUGUUGAAAUCAGCGCUUUUGAAACAGAGGCUUUAAAGCCCAAGUGCAGCGAAUAAUGCUGGUUAAACUGUAGCGAUUUCACUGGAUACGCCAGCAGUACUGGAGCUCAUGUCAAUUUGCCAACUAUGGCGGAAAUAGAGAUCGCGCAAAAUCUGUAAAUUGCGUCCCUCCUGCAGUCAUAAACAUCACUCAGAGGACGUAAUGCAGUGCUCAUCUAAUACACACUGUGGAAUGCACGCGCACCGAUCUACCGAGAGUUCUCGAGGUUCCAGAUAUGUGCGGCAAUGUCUGUUACAGUGGCCAUUCGGCUGUCUAUUCUACUCAAAUAAACAGCCUAUUCGUCUGUCUGAUUAUAAAAUUGGUCAAUUCUUCUUCUGCUGCUACUGCUUCUUCUUAUUCCUCUCCUCAUUUUUCGAUCCCUUUAUUUGCGAAGGCAACAACAGGACUAUUCAUCUAAGAAAUUGGCAGGUGAAGGGCAGGGACCAAAUGGAGUCAAAGGGACUUUGUUGUCGUCGAGUAAAGGUCUGUAUGCUGCUAGCGCCAGUGGAGGUGGGUCGUUGCAGCGCAGUCAACGGGCAGCCUUAUCCAUUCAACGUUAUCUCUGGCCAUCAGGAAUCGUCCCUUAUGUGAUAGAACCGAUAAUCUCCAGUAAGUUCACUGAACAAUCUCAUCAGGCCUAAUAACGAAACUUGAGCUGUGCUGACAUUCUGGGAUAGAAAAUGCAAAGACGAAGGAUCAAAUCUGUUAACAGUGAUACACAUGCAAACCGUGAAAAAGUUUAUAUAUAUACAGUAGGUGGGCUAGCUCAUGAAAUGUCAACCGAAAUUCCGGAAUGUGUUUUCGUUUCUUAAAAAUUAAUUAAUCAGGGUUGUACAACUAAUCAGUCUCUGGCAUAAUUUUAUAGAAAUUCAGUUACUGCAGGAUGCCAACUUGCAAAAGAACUUCCUUGCUGCUGCAUGCAAAGACUAUACCGUAAACCUUUGAUUACUUUGAUAACAUGAAAUUUUUUCAUUGAUUUUCGACGCCCUUAAGAGUCAAGUUAUGUUUCAUAGAAAACAUGCAUAAAAGUACUCAUUCUUCAGCUCAUUCGGUAGGCAAUUAUGUCUACUUCCAUUUUUAUACUCGAAGGAAUAAGGAGGGAAGGAAGUGUAUAAUUCGGCUUUUAAAAACCUUUCCAAUUCCUGAACAAUUUGAACCCGUUCUGCCGUUACACUUGGAUUCAGGGUUUCCAAACUACAUGCCGUAUAUUUUCCGCGUACGGAAAACCACACGUUUCUCUACGGUAUUAAGAGGAGACCAUAUAGGGUUCAUAAAAUAUAGUAUUGAAGUUGAUCCAUAUUGUUAAAGUUACAAGCCACAUUAGUAAAUGCAGGGUCAUGGCAUUUUAUGAACAAUCAUUUCACGAUUAGAAACGUCGCUUAAUUAGAAACCUUUUAAGACCGAAUUACCUCCCUCCUUCGAGUACAAAAUUGGGAGAAGUAGUGAUUGUCUAUCAAAGAAGUGAAUGAAUGGAUAUUUUUAUGCAUGUUUUCCAUGAAAUAUAAUUUGCCUCUUAAGGGCAUCGCAAAUCAAUGAGAAAAAUUCCUGCUACGCAAGUAGUCAUUUUUUACGGAGUGUUGUUUUUACAUGCAGCCCGAAGGAAGUUCUUUUGAAGCCAUCAUCCUGCGGUAACUGAAUUACUAUAAAAUUAUGCUAUAGACUGGCUAGUUUUACAGCCCUACUUAAUUAAUCGUUUCGAAACGAAAACGCAUUUGUUAAUUUCGGUUGACAUCUCAUGAGUUAACCCACCUAUUGUAUAUAUGCCAAGUAUACCCGUCACCCACACUGUUGUGGUUGUAAUAUUGCUCAGUCCCAUUAUGACCGUCCGCCGAAUUGCUACUAGCGACAACAAACUGUGGGUUAAAGGAAUCAUGCCACAUAUAAUACCUUGGCAACCCAUUAAGUGUGAAACAGGUCAGAAGCAGACAACUGUCUAAUAGUCGUUAUCAAUCAUUGGUACGAAGACGUGCUGGCUUAAAAUGCUUACAUACCCCACUAGAUAAGGCCUACGGCGCGCUAAUGAUCGGCAACAAUCGCGAACCGACUGUUUUUAUCCGGUCUGUUGAACCAAAAAUGAGCUCCCUGCGUAUUAACAGAUCUACAUAGUACAGAUAACUCACUUGUGGAAAUCUCGGUAGUUUCGGUGAGGUUCGUAACCACGAAGACAAAUGUAAGUCUUGUGUACAUUCAACGCUCUAGUGGCCAAGGCUAGAAAAAGCCCGACUGAAAUCUGUGAGCUUAAUAAAAUUGAGACGAAAUUACCCGCUUAAUCUAUUGUCGAUGAUUUUCUAAAUGUGGGCCAGAUAAACAUUUAUAGUUGUAUAUGCAGGCAGAUGAAGUCGUCUAAGAAGAAAAUAAAGUUUUGUGUAACAUUUAACCAUUUGGUCUUCCUGGAGAACUUGAUGUUUUUCUAAGUGAUUUCUUAAGAUGCGCAUUUCGUACAAGUGGACAUAUAGGACAGAUUUGUGCUCGCCCGUCAGGUUAUAGAUCAUGCUCAUCCAUAUGGUGUUUUGGCUCAAUCUAGAACCCUCACAUGCAGUCGCAUAGCAGAUAAAUACAAUAGGUGUUCCUAAUCAAGAAAAGUUAACCGAAAUUCUAAAAUGAAUUUUCGUUUCGAAAAAAAGGUUACUUAAGUCGGAUUUUGAAUUUAGUCACCCUUCAACGAAAUUCCCUAGUAAUUAUAUUACUUCGAAAUAUCGGCUUUCAAAGGAACGUCCUUUUAUCGUAUAUAAAAGAACACUUCGUAAAAAUUACUACUAACUUAGCAUGAAUUUUCCGGAUUAAUUUUCGAUACUCUUAAAAAUUCAAUUAUAUUUCACUGAAAAAAUGCAUGAAGAUAUUUAAGCUUUCACUCAUUACGUAGAAAUGCAUGUUUUCUAUUAUUUUUAUUGUCUAAGGUAGACUAUUAUUCGGUCUUCAAAAAGUUUCUAACCAUGCGAUUGUUUAAUGCCGCGAAUGACCGCUCAUAAAACACGGUGUAUUUGCAUUUCCUAUCGUAGCUUGUAAAGUUAACAAUAUGACUGAAAUCAACUGCUAAAGUUCAUGAACUCCAUAUGGCCUUUUCCUUAUACCGUAGAGAAAUGCAUGAUUUUUCGUACGCGCAAAAUAUACAGCUUAUAGGUUGCGAACCUUAAAUAAAAAUCUAACGGCAGGUGGGUUCACAAUUAUUCGGGAAUCGGAAACGUUUAUAAAAGCCUAGUCAUACUCUUCCCUUGAUGGUGAAUUAGAAGAAGGUAUAACUUCCAAUCGAAUGAAAUAUAUAAAGAAUAUUAGUAAACAAGUUUUCCUUAGAAUAUUAUUGAAUUUUUAGGCGCAUUGAAAAUCAGUGAGAUAAGUUCAUGCUACUUAAGUGGUCAUUUUACAGAUUGUGUUUUUGCGUUCAGCCGGAGAGAGGUCUGUUUUAAAACAUUCAUCUUGAGGUACCUAAAUUAUUAUAUACUUUUCUGCAAGAUAAUUAAUUGCACAACCCUACUUGAGUAAUCGUUUUGAAAUGAAAACUUAUACCGGAAUUUCGAUCAACAUUUCAUGAGUCAUCACACCUACUAUAGAUACCGGAAAAGGCAAGGGAAACUCAGAUAACUAUUUUUUGCCUUAGUGUUAAUAUGGUGUUUAGAAGGUAGAUCGAGUCUCCUGUAGGCAGAUGAGAAUGAGCUGCGCAUUAGAUUAAUGUGAAAGUACCUAAUAAAAAUAGAUGAGAAUUCCAGGACAUUUCAUGAGGUCGGUCACUCACAGUAAACAUUAACUUGGGUGAACCACUUAGUGUUUGCGUGUCAAUGAGACUAACGCGAUGACAAUAGCUGAUUUUAUUAAAUGGUUAACAAGUACCACUGAAUGUUAGUGCCUACGCAUAUAAUCGAUGAAAGACGCAGGCAACGGCAUAAAAAGGAGCCUACGCAACGGAAUUUCUCAGAAAUAUUUACCCGUUCACGGCUUGAACACAGCAAGGGGCCAAGGGGUAACCUGCUAGGUUUGGUGCGGGACAAAAGUUUAUUUGCAACAGUUGUUGUCAGUUGCGUAAUUAAUGUACUAUAUGCAUGCUCCAAUUUCAUACAGGUUCCUCCGUAGCAACCAUCAUAAAGGGCAUGCGAGCGUGGGAAAACAUUUCGUGCGUCACCUUCGUUGAACGGGAGCCCCAACACCAUACCUACAUUUUCUUUACAAUUCUGGAUUGUGGGUGAGAGCCUUCUACUUCUUCGCCUCUCAUCUUUAUUUAUCAUGUAUUGCCUGUUUACUUUUUUACUGUCAUUGACAUCAUAGACACUCAGUAUUUUGGUCUUUUUUCCUAAAAAUAUUACGUGCGGCAGCUAGAAGUGUUAUUUCAAACGAAAAGCGAAACCGACAUUUUAGACACUAUCAUUACCCUAUACCCCUGGCCAACCAUAUAAUGACGUUUUGUGCAUUUUGGUUUACUCAUUCUCCUGGGCCUAUGCUCCCAAACCGAGAGCCAGAAAAUCACUGGAGGCAACUUGCGUUUUCUCUACAGAGCUGUCAUUUUAAUCGUGGCGCCUCUCCACUGACUUUUACACUCGGCCUGAUCGAUCUGCGUAUUCGAAUUAUCGACCAGGCCGUCUGGAAUGUUGUACCCGUAGGGCAUUGGGCCGAAUGCAGGCGAACCACAGUAGGGUGUUAUAAAUAUGCGUUAAUUCUAGUUAAUUUUGACUUGUAAUUUCCUGAUACACAUUUAAGUGGUCUGCCUCGUUCUCCUUCUUUGUCGCGUUGGUAUUGAGGACAAGAGUCGGGUACGCAUACGCUCCCACGUGCUUUCAAGUACCAGGCCGGGUCAUAACACAUUCUAUCACGAAUACGUCAGCGUCCCGCGACUGUCUUGUGAUGCGGGCACGCGGUGAACAUCGUCCGGUGGAAAGGGUGAGCAGUGCUUCAGUAAGAAAUUGACCGGCUCGCCCUCGGGAAGGCUAAGAUCGCAUGUGAGGCAGCGAUGCAGUUUAAUGCCGACAAACAAGAAAAUCCGCCUCCACACAUUCAUGAGCAUCAGUUGACAGUAAAGAGGCAAGACCGUUUGUCUGAAGUACUCAUACAUGCGUUGGACACUGGGCAUACGAUAGCUUGCAAACAACACACGUUCCGAUGCGUGGUGUUUCAAGAACGGCUGAGAGUCCCUCCAAGCCAAGCAGUCGAUGCCGAGUACAAAAGUUUGAAGGAGAAAUGGAAGAAAUGGGGGCCAUCCAAAACAGAAUGACAGACGCGGCGACAGAUCACUGGCGCAAGUAUCAAAUAAAUAUGGUUUAUUUGAGGGCCCUAGAAUGUGAAAUCUUCUUGGCGCAUUUGAUCUGCACCUCUCGAAAACUCCCGCAAUACAUUUUCUUAUCUCAUAGAGUGCAUUUUUAAAGGUGCCUGUCCCAAAGGGCGUGUUACUUCUUCAUUUCCUCCGUCCUCCCAUAGAGUGCUUGAACGCGCUGCAAAAUUAUUCUGAGUCGAUUGCCUUUAUACCCAAUAAGAUGGUUGCUUUGGAAGAAGAGGAGGCGCCUUUUGUUAAUUGGCUUACAACAGACCGUUGUUCAUAUCUUCCCGUCUGCCAGCUUCGAAACGUUUGCGGCAAUGAAGAGCGACCAAUUGCUGGGUUCUUCCUCCACGGUAGACUGUACGUCGGGAAGGACUGAAUUAAGCAAUGCCCUGAAAGUCUGCUUGCCGCUCCGUCUGAUUAUGAUAAACGUGUCACUGACGCAUCUGUCCCAGACUUUGGGAGAUGAGAUCUGAAGACCAGCUGCUCGUUCCCCCAAGAUACUGCCCCGGCAAAUGGCCAAGACAGAUGCGAGUCCAUCGGCGUCCCUAUGGUUUGCAAGCAGAAUGUGAAGGUCUUAAAACACAGUUUUAGGAGCUCGAUGAUAUGCUCUCGUUUGAGCUCUUGGUCAGUCUUAUUCUAUUUAUCUCGGGGACAACCAUCGAUAGAGCUGAUAGCCAGAACGAGUAGUAUAGAGGUGAGUAACGAGACCACAUCAAAUGAUACCAUUACUCCCUCUGCCCCUACGUUGAGCUGUAAGAUACGCGUCAAACCUCUUCAGCUGAUCUCCCUGUCCCCUCCGAAUCCUUGGUAGGGAAACAAAGUUGCUGGAACAGUCAUUUUGACAAAAUAACUUUUGGAGUGUCACGUAAGGAGAUGACGAGAUGUGCACAUUCGGCAAACCGCGGAGCACACCAUCGCAGCAUCAGUGGUUUUUCUGUCAAGUGCUACCUUUCUCUUGAGAACCCCCCGUCUUUUGCAUUUUAUCUAUCGUUUCAUUUAUGCUGUCAACGGGCUUUUUGAACUUGCUGGCUGUCGAUGGCGCGUCAGAAUACCUGUCCAUCAAAAGGUUCUCAAGUUUCUUCCAGUAUUUGUUUAUACCGAUGGAGUAGAAACGAAACUGGCUGCUGCACGGCCUUUUUGAAUUCCUCACCCGCCUAACACUUCUGGAGCGCCGAUUCGAGGAAUGGAAUGAAGUCUUCUGAUUGGGCAUCUCCUCCGCUGAAGUUCUCGUCAUAAUAUAGAACCGCUGGUCGCUGCUAAGUGAGACCAUGGGUGGGAAAGUUGUGAACAAGGACGCUAUUAAAGAAGGGCUACAUUAGUGGACUUAUGUUCUUGGAUUUUUCAGGUAAUUUAUCAUCAAGUAACUUGCUGCGAUGCUGUGUACUUCCUAAGACUGUCGCUUCGAGGACAAAUGACAAGUUGACUGAUGCUGUUUAUUCAUUUGGCGGCAUUUAUGUUGUUAGAGCAGUAAGUUUGUAUUCAGGAGCCUGUUUACUGCACUCCGUUUGUAAGAGAUCGGGCGAUUGCUCUCGUAAUAAAAAAUUCUGCAUAAGUUUCCUUUUGGCAAUCUGAGGUAUGAAAUGUCCUGACAGUUUCUCUCUAUACGAGGACAUUAAGAAAUGCGAUUUUGUUGCUAACCUCAUGUUGUGUGUGAAUGUAAUUCGUUGGGAAUUUGAGCUGAUAAUGCUGUGAAGCAUUUUUAGUUUAUCUCUUUAAACAAAACCACAACUGUCAUCAACUUAACGUGCCUGUAACCAUGGAUUAACAAAUAAUAGGGUGAUGGUUUAUAAUUUUUGCAUCUCGACUUCUUCGAGGAAGGCGGAGAUAAGUGAUCUCAUCUGAGCUCCCUUCAGAUAUUGGCAGUAUCCCUGCGUAAAUGAGACGAAACAUACCAGACAGAACUGAUUUUUUUGCUCAAACGUUUUUCGCAAAAUGGGUGUCCCAGAGAUUUCGUACAUCGAUGCAUGAAACAACGGGAGUUGAAUGAAGAACGAAAAGGACAAUGAGCUAGAUUGUUGCGGUUGGGUGCCUGAAACAGAAAAUUGUCAAACAUUUCCGUAUAUCAAGAACGUGUUGGAACUAGUUUAAAAACACCUGAGGUGGCAUUAAAUACACGUGAAAAACCGACGGCUAAAUUUUGCAAUCAGCUUUUACACCCUAAAGGUGAGGAUGGUUAUUAAGAUAAGAAAAUCUUUGUCUUUAAGAUACGAUUCGACACCUGCGAUACAAUCCACUGUGAUCAAACUGGAAAAUAUGCCGCUAUAUUCAUGUGUAAACAUCGACUGGCAGUAAAAAACGAGAUCACUUACCGUAGGUUGCCAUGCAUUCGUUGGAAACUAGAUAUAAAUUUGCCUGGAAAAAGCUUACACCAUGGCUGUCUGUGCAUUUCAGAAAGACCGACAACUUUUAGAGGCAGUAAAUUCUGACAACCCAUACAUCAAUUUGUACAUCGAAUUAGACGCCGAGUGCCACCAUUUAAAAUAAAAAUUGAGGCGGCGAUGGCCAAUCUGAACGUGAUGGCAACUCACAGUGAAGACUGACCGGCAGUAGUGCCAGCGCGAUAUCGAUUUUUCGGCAUGCUUACAUUUUUAGCUUCUGUGCACACUUGAUUCAUCCUGGAGGCAGCCUAGGAAACCAGAGUGAAGAACGUACGAAAGAAUAUCACCUUUCCAAAAGCAGUUAUUUCCUUUGAAUAAGCUAGAUCCUUAACAAAUAGAUCGCACGCUAAGUAAAUCCAUUUGGCGUCAUAAUCGCCCACAAGACGGUGCCCUGAAUGCGCACAGAACUAUCCCGUUGUUUUCCCGCAUCGUAUUCUGUGCAGUACCUUUUCCCGCAUUAACUGACAGAAGCUGAGCCAUCCGACGAGUGGGUCGCUGGUCUCUUGUAUUUGAACAUCACCUUGAGCGCAAUAUUCGCUUCAUUUGGGACGGCACUGAAGUGGUCGCCAGUACUAACACCAGACUGGGGUGAGAAGUUCCCGAAACUUGAUACUCGAACAUAAACAGCAACAACAGUCAUAUCGACCUAGACGCUUACCAGAAACCUCUUUAUACACGGCCCGCUAACUUUUAAAUCGCAGCUGCUUAUUCGUGCUAGGUUAUGUAAUACACUGACGAAUUGACGGCAACUCCCACACGGUUGCCCACAAUUGGAAUACUUAACCCUUUUCUAACAUUCGUUAUCUACACUAACAUACUUUUCACUUCCUCAUAUAGAGGUCUUUCCGCCGAUGUUACAUCUGUGUGCACAAGUGCCCUAGUCGAUUUAUUCCACUGCUCACUGUUCCUUUCAUCUGGCGACGGAUUAGUGUAAGGCGACUUGAAAAUUGACGAGGACAAAUUUAAUUUCCGACGGGCCUUCUACUUUCAUUAUAUCCUCUCGGGAUGCAUACAACUUCCGUUGUUCAAUAUAUGCAUACAUGCAUAUGAAUUGGGAAAAGGGGCAUCCUUAGAAACUUAAGUACGAAGAUAAAAUUCUUUGUUAAACCCUAACAUUUAUGGUGCAAAUUUUCGAGACUGUUCUAUCUGCCCGUCUUCAGACAAUGAGUGUACAGAAGAAAUUAUAUUCUUAACUUAGUCCGGGAUUCUUUUAUUGGCCUACUGCUAUACCACUGAGUGCUAAUUGCACUUUGUUAUUAGUUUGCGGUGAAGAUACAAUAGAUGUGCUAACUCAUGAAAUGUCAACCAAAAUUGCGAAAUGUACACGACCAUCCAACCCAGAUAACCAUAAACACACUGAACACUGGGCAUUAAUUUAAAUGGGUAAAUACUCGCAUUGUUUGCGCUUGUCCAAUAAUGAAUGGUCGCGAAUUCCUAGAAGCAAUGCAAUCAGAUAAUGCAUGCAUCAGUCGGCGUAUCAGUCUGGAUGCCUCAUACAAAAUCUUUAUAAACAAAUUCAAACUGGAGCAAUCAAUCCCAAAGAGGUAACGAAAUGCUUUUAACACGUAGUGUCACAGACGUUGAAAAAUCGUAGAAUCCAUAGAUAGACUCGGUUAAAAUCUUAGUCGUAUUGGCACUACCGUAGUCUGAAGACGAGCUGGUGAACCAGGCUCUACAACUUACACAAUAAAUUUUGUGGUUUCACAAUUAAUUUUUUUUUCUUGUUGCAUCCCUUCAGAUGUGCCUUUUUUACUUUGUACAUAUAAAUUUAAUGAUAUAUACGUACUGAAAGAAAAAUAAUUCGAGGAAAUAUGAGUCCUUUGGGGAAUUAAGCAAUCUUCAUUUGGUAUAUUUUCAGUGCUGGUUACCCAGGGCAUCGGCAAACGUGAAGAAAGUGCGAAAAACAGUUAAAAUUUAAACGUGCCCGAAAAAAAUAUUGCUUUGUCAGUGCUUAGGGUCAGUCGAUGCUGUGGGCUGGCGUCACGUUCUGACUAGUUAUCAUCUUUUCCAUUGUUCUUUGAGAUUUCUGUGCAUUGCGUACAGAUCGAUGCGCCGAUUGAUGCCGAAUGGUUAGAGUGAAUGACCUCUGGAAAUUUUCGGUAGGAACUGACAAUGCAUUUUUUAUCCCAAACAAACUGUUGCCCAGUUUCAACAGUAUGCAUGGCGACUUGCGGAAAGUUGUCGUGUCUUCAAUCUUAAAAAAGGCGUUGUCAGCGCAUUCAUAUUUCUUGAUGUCCCCGUACAGCGACAAACUGACGGGACAUUCUACACAUCAGUAUACCAUGCAGAAACUUAUGCGGGCAUUAUCCUACAUUAUAAGAGGAACCAUCCUAUGGCUCGCAAACGGAGUGCUGUAAACUUACUACUUAAUCGAGCGAAGACACACUGCUCUGAAAACGAAGGGGACGAAACAGAAGUCAAUUAUUUGUCAACCUAUUUUUCCAAAACAUCUAUCCUAGACAAUUUGUCCGCCGCCGCAUGACACAGAAGGAAUGAAAAGAAAGCUAAAGGCCAAUAUAUUGUUUCGAUCAGGCCCUGGAACCAAAAAAAUGGCAAACGCCUUCUUACAUUAAGACAGUGUCUGAACUCGUUGAAAGACAACUGGGGAACCAUCAAAUACAAGUGGUUCGCAAACCGAUGACUACGCUACGCAACCAGCUUGUACACUCUAACGAUAGGGUUGGCUGUUUGGAUAAAGAAAAAGUAAUCUAUACGAUCCGGUGUGGCGCUUGUAAUUCGGCAUAUUGUGGUCACGCCGUGACAUUCGCCUCCACACGCCUACACGAACACCGGUUGGCAUUUAAGAGGCGGAACAACUUUCCCAAGUCGCCAUGCAUACUUUCAAAAGUGGGCACAAAUCAGUUUGUACACAUGUUAACUGUUUUUACACUUUCUACACGCCUGACGAUAACCUGGGGGACCAUCAUUGAAAAUUUAAGAAAUAAAGUGUGUUAAAUUUCCCAAAGGACUCAUUUUUCUUCAAAUAGUAUAUAUAUGAGGCAUACAGGCCACAUAAUUCUCAAUAGUGAUUGACUAUAUUGCUGCAAAACCUAGACUAUCCGUGCCUGUCAAGAGUUUCUCCAGCCUGCUAUAUGUCAUGUCUUUUAACACAAUUUCUUCCACAUGACCUUAUUUGCUCUCUAACCAGAUAUAAUGCCACCUCGACUCCUGUCAUAAAAACAGAACCAACCAUGUUCAGUUUAGUCUUUCUUUAAGAAAUUCAUUCAAGCAACUUCAUUUUCUUACGUCCUGUAAGAUAACAGUCUUGUGCAGACUGCAAAGGGCUGCGGUCCCUCUUUAUCCCCAGCUAACUAAGUCCCUUCCGACUACCGCAACCGUAAGAUAUGUCCCAGAGAGCAUUGACAUUGAUUAGUUGCUAAUAAAAGGCACGGCUUAAUUCUUUCAGUUAAUGCAUCUUCAAUGCCAGUGAUACUCAUCUUAGAGGUCCGGAGAAAUUCCUCAUUCAUAUCGCGUCUCGGAAAACAUUAAACGCCCGACACGACAAAAGAUUAUCCAUGGAAAUAUUCUCACGGGAGACAUUUAAUAUGCUCGGAUAAAUGGUAGGGGCUCUGGGACUCCAGAACUGUAAACUAACCUAUAGAAUACGUCGUUAUAGAAGACAAAGUUUUCCAAAAAUGUUUCUUGUUAUUUGUAAUGAAGAAUCGAAGACCUAGUCUAUAGUAGUCAUCUGCCAAAUUUUACCGAAAUUUGACACCGCUACUCUCGCAAUAUCGGUAGCUACUAAUAAUUCAAAGGGAAAUUUGGCGAGCAUACGUCUGCUUUCGAUAAAUUCUCUUUAUAUGGCUAUUGAAGAAAUGAAUCAAAAGAUACGGACAAGUAGGUAAUGAAGCUGUAGCUCAAGUUUGGAGAGGGGAGGGGAGGGGAGAGUGAAGCACCACAAUUCCAGUCAGUUCAAGGGAGGAGAUGGGUCCCGGCGAAGGUAAUUACAUGCGGGUGGCUGGCUUGGUGGCUUUGAACCAUGGCAGCUGUGGGACCUCUAUGAAGUGCUUCUGUGCGCAUAGGACCCGUCCGCGUAGCAUGAUUGCAACCGUCUCUGCCGAAGCCAACAAGCGCUGCCCAAGCUGUUUUGCAUAGCUUGAUGGGACCUUGUAAAUAACUCUGAAGGCCUCUCUGACGUCUACAGGGUGGUCUGUGUCUAUCUUGUGCGCGUGGAUUGAGCUGUUGAUGUUCUUUAUUUGUUCCUUGCCUAACCAUGCUGGAAGAUGUUCUUGUAGCAUUUUAGAUAAACGCCGGCUCGUGUGACCAAUAUAUUCUGUCUCACAGGAGCAGAGGAAGGAGUAAAUACACAUAGAGGUGGUCUGAGCUGGUAGUUUGUCCUUGCACUCUCCGUAUAGAAUGAGACUGGUGGAGAACAGUACAAGGGUGUCAGCUGCUGGAAAGGUCUGUGAUACAGCUUGAGUUAGGCGUCUUCUUAAAAGUUCACUUGGUGCAUCCUCUUUAAAUGGCACCCUGAUGAAGAACUUUUUCUUUUCUGCUGUCAGUAUCGGGGCUUUUGUGGUCUUUCGGUCAUGUUCUUAGCAAUGAAUCGAUUAGGAUACCCGCUCUUGCGAAAAAGGCUUUCGAUGUUCCUAAGCUCCUUCUCAACGCUAUCAGCUCAGCAGAUUAUUCUCACUUUUUUCUCUAUACAUUGAAGCCAUUUCCACUGUUUGCUCGCUUUUAGACUCCUUGUUCAUUGAUUACGAAUGCAUGGCAGAGCGCCCAUAUAAAUACUGAUAUUUUUAUGAAUCUACUAGUGCUUUGCUCAUUCUAUUUCGGAAUAAGUUAUGCACAGAAAAUAAAAACUACAUGACAAGUAGUGUUUCAUAUGUCAAAUUGGAAAUGAUCAUUCCGUAAUGGUCAUUUAUAUGACACCAGGUAGAGUUUUCCAAACGGCAAAACAAUUUCAGCCCAUUUGAACGAAGGACUCUCUAUCUGCUUCAUUACUGCACUUUACGCCGCCAAAUCGCACAGAUCUGCUAAUUUGACAUUUAGGGAUUGAUAAAACGCCUGGGUUUCUUAAAAUAACCUUUGUGUUAGCAGGCUGAUUACUAAGGUUAACAUCGCUCACCAAAUAACUUUUAAAGUCCGGCUUAAUCUGUUUAUUAAAACUUUCACGGGCAAAUAACUAUCCGUUCAAUAAAAAAUUUCUUAGAAGCGCAAUCGGAGUCUAGGACAUGUAUUAGCAUAGGAAAUUGCACGAAUAUGUUCUAACGCCUGUUUUUGCUAAUUUUUACUCAUGUUUUGCUUAAUAUAAUCACAGGAACAAAAUUUCUGCACACAAGAACAACAUUUCAUUGAAGUAUGUGGAUAAGCAAACGAAAUGCGCAACAGUAAAAACGUCUAGAAGUUCUCGCAUCAGUUUCAGUUAUCAGAUUUCAUGAGCUAGGUCAUGUACUGUAUAUGAUAAAAUGCGCAAUAAACGAAUUUCAUUUAUUUGAAAUAAUUGUAGGUGCUGCUCGCACGUCGGUCUUAAAUGUACUGGUUCGCCGCAGGCGAUUUCCAUUGCGCCGUCCUGCGAGAGUGUAGGUGAAGUUAUGCACCAAUUGGGCCAUGUUUUAGGGUUCUACCACGAGCAGAGUCGACCCGAUCGUGACGGUGAGUCCAUGCAUUUCAUGUGCAUAUUCCUUGCCAGUUGCCAUACUUGCCUAGCAAACCAAUGAAUAGUAUGCACAUGUCUCUGUCCUAUGUUUUCAAACAUCCUGUCAUAAUCGUCUGUCUAAAUUGUUCUCCGUAAUAUUAAAAAUGCCAACAUUUGGGCAUUUGUACAACGUUUAAUAUUUGAACGAAAUGCCAAGCAGGUAGGGAAUGUUAAGCCCGAUCUUUAUUUCCGUAGCUUGGUUGGUAUGCUAGGCAAAUUAAGUUUGCAGGCUAUAGCAAUUUAAGAAUUUAUUUAUACGAGAAAUAAUAUUAGUGGCACAUGGAAGCAUUCAUCUAUAUCGAUCGUAAUGCGGCGUAACGCAUUUAUUUGAGUUGUUGCUUGUCACAUUCCUUUAUACUGAAAUAAGUGCUGGUUGCUAAGAUAGGACCUCUUCAUUUAGAACAUGACCUCUUAAUUUGGCCGGUAAAAAACUGACUUGGAUCAUCAGCGGGGCCGCCGUCGUUCUCCGUAUGCCUUUUUAAGAUAUAUUGCAGUUUUGAAUCUUCCGCUCUUUAAUCACUUCAGAAAACGAUGCAGUAACGCCAUUUGAAUUUGACCCUCCAUGAUGGACAGUUUGGUCACUUCUGAUUCUCAUCUUAUUUUAGACUUCGUGGAGAUCCUCACAAAAAACAUCCUGCCUGCGGCGUGGGGCGAAUUUGCCAAGAAGCCCAGCACCUAUAUAGAUUCCCUUGAAGAGCCCUAUGACUACGAAUCGAUUAUGCACUUCAAGGCUAAUGAAUUUACUAAACCCGGCGAGAAUGAAUCCAUAAGGCCUCUUCAGUGCUGUCCACCUCCAGAAAUAGGUCAGCGAGUGAAGAUCAGUGAGGGUGACGCCAGACAGGUGAACAAGCUAUACAAAUGCCCUUGUAAGUUGCAUUAUGCUUGUCGCAAUUGUCGUGACCUUUUGGAGAAACUCACUGUCUUUUCACCUGUGCCGCAGUGAAGACAUGGGCUCUUGCUUAGUUAGAGGCCUUUCGAUGUUUUGAGCCAGGAAUUCCAAGAAGGUGUGACUAGUACAACAAUUUUAGCAAAUGUGAAUUGCAUUUGUACUGAGGGUAUCUAGGUACAGGAGUGGGUCUUGAGACCUUCAACACACUGACUUCGUGCAUUCUCUACUGUUUCCUUUCUAUAUCUGGUUACCGGGUCUAUGAUUUCCGCACCUUUCAUGGUCGACUCAUCAGAAGGAUGUGUUCUGCGUUAGGCAAGAACAAGCUGACUACCCAGGUUUUGAGGUAGUUCACGCAACGUGAACGAAAAUUUUACCAAGAAUGUGAAGCUUGGAUAUAAGGCUGCAGGACCAAUGGCUUGAAGAGGCAUCAAACAGCUUACCGUUGCACCACUUUUCAUCCUCAUUCGUCGGCAUACCGUGCAGACUGAGGCAGGCGGCGCAGUCGAAAUUGGACUGGUGAAAGCUAGUCACAUUUGAACAUCUCGGCUGGCAUUUGGCAGCGCCAGGAAGACGUGACAUGCUUUCGCCACGUCUUACUCUUGUUCAUCAGUCCAUUCUGAUUAUCGUGCUACUAAAAAGGCGUAAAAGAAUUAAUCAAUACGAUCUUCACUGGUUCCCACUGUCAUAGUAGUGCAUUCUAUAAAGGGAAGUCUUUGACCGUAAUACACGUUCUUUGUUGCCAACGCGGUUUAGCACUGUGCAUCACCAUCGGGUGAAAUUUGUGUCUAAGCCGUCUAAUUACUGAGUCAUUUAUUUACAGUGUUAGAUUUUUUUCCUCGUAGCUUGUCACUUGGCAUUAUAUGUUGAUUUCCAUGUUGAUUAACCAAUGGUUCCAAAUUGCUUGACAAACAACAAUAGCUCAGGGUGGGUGGGUUGCAUGUGAGCUGGGGAGGUUUGAAUGCAUUUGCUACAAGCAGAUGGAAAGGAAAGUUAAAAUAACCAAUUACAUCACUCGAUACAUUCCAUUGUGAAAUCAGCAGAGAGCCACUCGCUAAUGGAAUUAUUUGCGGAAGUUUGUUUAAAUUUCUCCUGGUAUGAGCGUGUUCAAGAGACACCUGGAUAAUCACCUGUUAAAAGGCAACUCGGGCUCCCCAAGCUCGAGCUAGUGGAUUACUGUAAUCACGCUUGCAUACUGCUAACAUGGCUUCAACAGAUCCUUUUGUGCUUUUUUGGCAUUCUAGCAAGCAUUUAAGGCUUUAGCUUGGGAAUUCACGCACAUGUGACAUUUGUAUAUUCGUCAGUUCCAAGAUGAUUCUUACAAUAGAUGCUUCCACACAGGAAUAUUUAUUUUAAAUUUGAUAAAUCACUGCUUCAUGCAAGACUGUUCCAACUACUUUCACAGCCUGUGGGAGGACUCUGAUGGAGAAGUCAGGCACCUUCGCGUCUCCACAAGCGGAGCCUCUCCGUCCAUCCACAGAGGCCAUCGACUUGCAACAUACACUUUCCACCCAGAGUCAGGCGCAGAACACCACUUCGGGUGCGCUAUUCUGCCAGUGGAGAAUUGUAGCGAAUAAGGGGGGACACAUCAACCUCACUUUCACGCAUAUGGACAUGCUUCCGCCGACAAGUCAACCGCGAAUUGACAAACACAAUUUUAGUGAUUCUUCAGACGUCUUCCACCACUGCCAAGGAGAGUUCGUCGAAGUCAAAGAUGGGUAUUCUACCGGGGCGCCGGUGAUUGGUACGUUAAAGUGGUUAAUAACAUCUAGUGGCCACUAUUUUCUGAAUAUUUCCCAAAUCGUUCUACAUUUACUAGUCCAUUCGUUCAUGGUAAUAUAAAAUCAGGUUUCGCGAUCUACUAGGUCUCUCAAAGCCAUAUUAUGAAUUGGAAAACGCCCAACUGAUGCCUGCUUAUAUGUACAGUUCAUCAUCUUUGCUUGCGGCUCACUCGCGAAAUAAAUGACUUCUUGAUGGGAGAUUUUAACGUAAUUUAAUGAUGUUUUGUACUUGUUUUUAUGCUUUGCCAAUUGUAUUAUCUUUCCUAAUGUUCUCCAAUAUAAUCUGGGACUUUCUGUAAAAAUCGUACUCGGUGAAAAUGUGCUACUGACAUAGUAUGCAUUUUUUGCCGUCACGUCGACCGAUUGAUUAUUAUACAGCCAGUGAUUGAUCUCGAGAAAUACUCGUCGAAAUUCGUACAUGUGUUUUUGACUGGGAAGGAUUACUAAGGCAGAUGGCGUGGCAUAAUCCCAUUCUAUUUUGCAUUUGCUAGGAUAUUGAAUUUUUUAUUCACUCAGUAAUAAAUGAGUACUUUGUCAGUAUGUAUGUUUAAUAUUGAUUUUAGACGGCCUUAUAAAUUGAAGAAUGCGUUUUGGAAAACAUGCAUAAAAUAUGAUUUUUCGCAUUCCUUUGGUAGAUAAUCACGCUAUCUUUACACACAAUACCCUAAGAAGGAGUAUUUUUGGGCUUUAAGAACGUUUUCUAACUAACGAAUAAUUUUGAGUCAGAUCGGCAGUUGCGACAGCGUAUAACGAUUUUAGUCUACAAGGUUUAGCUUCAGUCGUUAAGAAAAUCACAUAUUCUUCUUUGCCUUCAAGAAAAUAACGGGUAGUGUUUAUAAAAAUUUGCGAUGGAUGCGGAAAACGUAUGGUUCAUGGGGUGCAUUAAUAAACGGAAAGGUGCAUUGCUCUGUGAACGGACGUUGUUCAGUUUUGAAACAUCUCAUAAUCGAAAACCUUUUGAACCCGAAGAGAAGUGAUUUGCCUCCAUAUGGGUAUAAGUAAAUACAUUUCGGUGCAUAGUUCCGACAAAAUAGACCUAAAUUUAUAAGAGCUUCAAGAAUCAAUGCGAAAAAUUUAGGUAGCAAUUUUAACAGAGUGUGAUUCUUGUUGGAGGUCGAAAAUAAGUACAUUCACAGUAAAAAAUCUAGCGUGCCUGGAAUAUUUUACGAUUAGGCUCCAAAAAAGUCAAUGCGGCAACCCCACCUAAGUAAUCCUUCCUCAUUAAAAAAGCAUUUCAGUGUUUCGACUAACAUUUCAUAGGAUUGCCAUUAAAACCCUACCCUGGAUUGCUUAGCAUUUGGCAUGGGUGUUUCCCAUUUCAGUACUUACCGACAAACAUCUACCUCGGUCUCUAUCCCUGUCUCAACUACGACUGCUGCUCGCAGUAAAUAUUAGAACUUAGAUAUAGACCUAUUGACCAAAUAUAAAAGCUAACUCACAACGAUUAUAUAUCUCCCUCUAUACACAUUUUUGACAGGACAUGGCAAUAGAAUCUGCCGCCUAUCUGUCGUUGUCUCUAAUAAAGGGCGGGUUUGAGCGGUUUCGGGCGGGAAUCCGAAACUUAAUACAAAUAAAGCGCUUUUAACAGCGACCUUAUCAGCUAGUCUCUAGACUUCGCAUCUUCGCUUGUAUCUGUUAGAGUCAAUGCUAGGGUUGAGCAGUGGAACAGAUACUCUUUCUGGAAUUCAGCCUAAGGUCACUGGAAACAACAAUUUAAUUACUGCUAAUCGUCUUAGGCUUCGUAAAAACGUAAAAUGAUUUUAAAAAAUUUCCUUGCCUGAACUUGGGCCUUAAAUUGGUUACAUGAGUAAGCUACAUGUUAGCGAACAGAAUAGCGAACUAGUUAUCUACGUAAAAGAGACAUGAUACUGUAGUACCGGCCAACAGAUGGAAAUCAUCGACAACUUUGGGAAUUCUGACAUGUAACAUGAUAACAGUUAUGUCAAACUCCGACUUGCAGACAGAUUUCAUCAUCAAACGUUUUGCCUGAUCUUGAAUUAUUCAGGUCGUUUUUGCGGAACAAACCUCCCACCAAAGUUGCUUUCCUCAAACAUGAGAAUGAUGAUUGAGUACACGCGACCUGCAGGUCAAUCACGUACUGGAUUCGCUGCCAAUUACCAAGGUAAGCACAAAUUAAAGUGACAACGUCGGCAGAGAGUUGACAUAGUUGCAAUGUUUCGAUCGAUGUAGGCACCGAUGACCAUCGCCUGCUCCACAGGAUAAUGUGAGCGGGUUUGUGACUUGCGCGUAAAUUCGUUUAUAAUGAUAGUAGGCAUGCAUAGUAUCUACCGCACUCCCUCCUCCCCUCCCGUACCCGGUGCUAAAUCAUCCUCGAGAGGAGCGGGGUAGAAUACGGCGCUGGUGACUUGCAUGGCAAAAACCCGCACCUAGAUGCAUCACCAUAUCCCAGUUGGCAGAAACCGCAUGAGGAAAUUAUGCCUUGUUUUGGCGAUUAAAGUAAUGAAACCGAAACCGGACGCUCACUCGGCGGAGGAAGUUAGUAGAAAGGAAUUUUGUGUGACUUUGGAAGAACUCUGAUCCGGUUGUAAUUCACAAUCAGUUCCUUUAUUGACAGGUUCUAUUACAAGCACGGAUUGUUUGUGUUUAACUUUGUCUUUCGAUGGCACAAGCCUCAAAAUGAGUGUGGUUUCCGGAUUUAAUCACAUUUAAAGUUACACAGUCGGUUGCACGUAGGAAUCGAGUUUUACACGUGAGGUUUAACUUAAUCGAAACCACUUCGUCCUCAGGCGGAAUUAUUUAAAGUAAGGUGAGAGCAUCAUAUCAGAUUAGUGAUAUUUGCCCGAAAAUUCCAAUAGCACCAUCCGAUAGCGCUAGGUGACAAUGGUUGAAAAUGAGUUCAUUUAUAUUUUGAAGGGAAUUUUUUGUGCUUACAGCUCUUGAAUUUGCCCAUCUGUAGAUGUCGUAAUUUGUCCAUUUUUUUAUCAGAUACGCGAUACAGCGUGGCAACGAUUGAAUAUAGAGCCCCGCAAAGAAAAUUAAGCGGGGGGGUUUCUGUAAUCCGCGAUCGAUUUUGGUAGGAGUUUUUCGGGUGGAUCAGAUAAAGAAAGCAAUUGACGGCGUCUACGAAAGUCUGCGUUUCUCUUUGUUUUGUUACUCCGAUGAGGUAACAGAACAGACGAGACAAUUUAAAACGUGCGAAUAUGGAGCGCGUAAGCACGUGACAAGCAGGUUAUUGGCUAAUGAUGACCGAAUUGUGUGAGACGGUGUACCACAGGCGAACCUAACCUUGCUCCCAACACUUGUCCCUAGCCAAACCCUAAUCUCUUCCCUAACUUUAAAACUUUGCCUAAUUUUGCCCUCAGCCUUAACCCCAGUCAUAAUUGUUAACUUCGCCGCAAACGUAGCCGUCGCACAAACUGCCUAGUUAUUCUAUGGCAGCAUAGGGAAGGAAUCACAUAUUCAAUCCUUGCCGCGCAAAAGGCUGCUAGCGCCCAGUAGCCCGUCUGCGUUUUCCACACACAACCAGUUCCCCGCCAAAUAUUCCAAGUUUCCACACAAGUGGGUGGCUAGGAUCCCAUGUACGUCAGAAUGUCAUUAUUGCCAUGCGCAAUGUCGUACCGAAUCAGGCAAGCAUUCAACUUUCCUAUUUAAAAGGCAUACAACAGACACAAAUUCGGCAGCAGCCCUCAAAACAGAAAGCAGACUCUCCUUGGCCGAUCCACGUGUAGCUGCGGUGACAUUUGCACACAAUUCCGCCAUUAGAUGGUUGACCUGCUCGGACAGCGGACUUAUUCAUCGGCGAGCGAAGGAGAAAUGAGGUCGACUUUGGGUACUAAAACUCAGGGCGCAUCAUUGCGUUACUUAGUAUUAUCAAUACGAUGCACCUUAAACCCUAUAUGGUGCCUCAAAAGACAUGCCCUGGAAAGUUGCCAUCCGACGAGAUAAGUCCGUCCCCGUGGUCAGUAAGGCGCGCGCAUGCCAGAUAAAACCGUCUCGAAGACUUACGGUCUGGCUCAAUGGCUGCUUCCGGAUGCCGCCUUUAUGGCAUUCCCGCUUGCGUGGAAUCCGAAUUGCCACGGUCCGCGAAAACCCAGUGCACGCCGGUGGGGAGUGCGUGACACCCGCGGAGCGGCUGUUUCAAUUCGUGAACCAUUGCGCCCGAAUCCGUUUGAGUUCUCCCUAAGCCUUUCUUGUCACCGGAUCCCGACAAGUGAGGGAGAGGAGAGUGCACCAAAUGCUGUGCAAGUCUGUUAUUACCAUAGAAUGAUCUGAACGCAAGUAACCAUCCUAAAUCUAUCACGCUGUGGGGUUUACGGCAGACAUGGUCGUACGCGACGAUCGAACUGCGGUGCUGUCCCGUAUACCUGGGUCAUAUUUAUAUCCUACAUGAAUAUCAUAUUUCUUCCCCAGUGCACGAAGAAAUACAAAUUAUGAAGGUCUAUUUUUUUUUCUUCUCAACUAUAUGGUUCUACAAGUGCACUUUAAAAAAGAGACUUAAAAGGAUGAAUUUGUUGAUUUUGGCCCCAGGUAGGUGCAAGGGCGAGAUCAAAACAAAUUGACAAGGUGAAUGUUUUACAAUCUCCUAGUAGGCACUGACCACUUAUGGCCGCGGAAAUAAAGAGCGCUUCGUGAAACCAAAACAAUGCUGUCUUGCUGGACGUCGACUAAUGAGUUCAGAUGACAAUCGGUUUCAUUAUAAUCAUAAAAAGACAACUUUAUAGCAUAGGCCUGGAGACAGUCGCCUGAAAGGUAGUCAUUUGCAAAGAAGAUUAACAUACGAUAUCUGAGUCGGUAAGUGUAUUAGUCUGAACUUUCGGUCUCCUACAGGCCAGCGUCAGAGACUGUGAGAAUGCGACACUAAAUGAGCAGUUUUUUUUAGUCAAGCCAUAAAGAGUGGAUAUGACUGCCGAGGGUGGUAUUCGCGAUAAGCUGAGUCCCAGGCCGUCUCACGGUGGCGUGACUGUGUGCACCCUUGGCUGGAACUUGCGUCUCGCCUUUUGCUCGCUGGAACGAGCGCGUGAUAGUAGAGGCGUAUGUCAACGCACUCACAACAGCGAUCUCAACACCAUGUUGGACAGAACGACGACUAACAAGACUCCGAUUCUCAACUAUCAUAGUAACCUCACAAUGGCGCAUAAACGCAGCUGUGAUAGGACACUCUUCCAAAGGUUGAAAACGCACUGCAGUGAUCCAGAGGGACGAGUACGAUCACUUCGGCAUUUUUGGGACCAACUGGCAGCUUCGUCAGCCGCUGCCUCCGCACGCACCCACGGUGAACAAAAGGAGGAGAGCCGCCAACACUCUGGCAGCCUUUACCACAUAUAAAAACGUGUCCAAAGCGAUGGAAGUUCAACGGACCUGUUGAUAGAGUUGGUGUCAUACACCCAGGACUCCAACAGUUCUCGCCCUGUCGAAUAGACCUACUGUCUCAGAUAUCGUGCGUUCAUCUUCUUUACAACAAGAACCCGUGAUUCGCAUAUUCGAUUCCAUCCAUAGUCAUUUGCAUUCCUACUGAUGCGCCAAUGACAGGAGGCUUGUCAAAUUUUUUGAAAGCCACCAAGCAUGAUUUACGAUGCAUAUAAAAGCGUGAAUUUGUUAACAAACAAAAAUAUUCCAGAAAUUGCCAUGAUGAUCGGAAUAUAGUAUUUUAUAUAAUUUGAAGGCCUGACCCGUUUCGAGGAUAUUGACUGUCCAAGCAACGUAAAAACACAUUUUUACCUUGCCAAAUUACAACCCACCAAGAGGAUGGCUGUUACCAUUGAAAUUAUGAUUUAAAAUGCAUGCAAAGUUGCGCAUUGGUAAAAAAACAAAAGGUUCGGUUCAGUUUAUCCAUGGCAAACGUAGCUGUUGAACUUUUAAACUCCCCAUUUGCUACGAGGAAGUGAAUUACAUAAAAUAAUUGAAAAUGGAAAAUAUCAAACAGCUGCAGAGAUUCCUUUCGAAACUGAAUAGUUAGACGAAAUGUUCCGCUUGUUCAAAACGUUAACGUGGCUAAGAACGCUGUACAGUAGUCAGUCUACGCAUGUUUGCGCCAUAAAAUAUUGGCACGGUCCCAGUUAUCCGAGGGAGAAGAAGUGACAGCCAACAUUCACAUUCAAGUGACUUGGGACACAAUAAAUAAAAAUGAACGUUACUGCAAUACAUGCAGUAAUAUUAUAACAACGCGGAACUCCAAGUUGGAUGACAUUAUGGUGUGUGGUGGUAUAAUAAUCCGACUUACCCUUCAAACUCUCGAAGAAUGUGAACCUGACAAUAUCUGCAUGCGACAAUCCCAAGCUUCGAUCAGUCUGUUGGAAAACAAGAGCUUUCAUAUAUCCAAACGGACGCCAAUCACACGUAUUGUGAGUGGUGCUCGAAAUACAUUAUCGUAAAGCAUUUUAAGUUCUGAAACUUUCUGAAAUUGUUGACCAUUCUCAACAAAUAAUGCUUAAGUAACGUGCUAGAUGCUGAAUUUCCAUAUUUAGAACCGGGGAUUUAUAUGGGUAUUUUUUAAAAUCAACCUACUAUAACCUCUAGUUAUCCAUGAGGGAAUUUAGCGUGUCUCUGUAUUAGAUUUGUUAAGGCCGCCGGGUCUGUUUUCAUCCAUGUCUGGAGAAGUGAAAUACAAUUUCCUUCUUUGCUCUGCUCAAGGAUCAAAAAUCCCACAAGCGAAGUAAUUAUGGUGUCUAUCUUAUUAAUCAGUUGAAUGCGGUUACGCGUUGAAUGGCGAGAAGGGCAGAUUUUUCGUUCCUAAGUACGAGAGCGACCGUCUGCCAAACGACAAGUGCAUCUGGAUGAUUCAAUUUCCCGUUGGAUUCUACGCUUAUAUCAGAUUUUACGGCCUUCAGGUAAGUACCACUCUAUCCAAUGAGGCCAAUGAUCCUGAUUUUCAUAGCAAUAUUAGGAGUCAAAAACAUAGCAACACCGGAAGUCAAUGGAGCUAAAAAUCAGAUUCAACGAAUAUUUACCUUAUGUUGUUACUGACAAAAGGCCAUUGGGAAAUUGAAUAAAUCCACACAUCCAGUACUUUUAUCCUGGUAUACAAAAGUGAACAUCAGUUUACGGUGUUUAUACAGAAGUGCCGUUCUUGCAACGCUUGUGACAGCUUUCAAAAUAAUAUUGCAGAUCAAGAUUUAAAACACUCAGCAGUUCGACAAUGGUUCUGACUAUGUCUACCGUGUGCUCCACGGCAAGUUGGGAGGAGACAUUUUGACUUGCAAGUGAAUUGAUUUAUAGUGAUAUAAGUCUUGCGCUGAAUAUAUCGCACUCUCCACCCCUCCCCUACCUGGGCUCGUAGUCAACACAGAGUCAGGAAGACCGGAAGCGUGGGAGGGCGCAGAUGAAUGGCACGACCGAGCCCGCACCUUAACGCUCCACCCCACACCCCCUGGUCAACACGACAAAUGAACAGGUUUUUAAACAGCAACAAAAUAUUCAUUCUUUUACAUAUUCCGUAGAAAAUCACGUCUUCUAACAAUUUCAUACUUAAAUGAAGAGUAUAAUUCGGUUUUAAAAAAAAACUUUUCUAAUUCCCGAAAAAUUUUGAACCCGACCUGUUUUUACACUUGCAUUCAGAGUUUCAAAACUACAAGCUGUAUAUUUUCCGUGUACGGAAAAUCAUGCAUUACUCUACGGUGUUAAGUGGAGACCAUAUGAGGUUCAUAAAAUUAGGCAGUUGAUUUGAGCAAUAUUGUUAACUUUACAAGCCGCAUUCGUAAAUGCAGAUACAUGACGUCUCAUGAGCGGCCAUUUAACUGUAUUAAAAAAUCUCACAAUUAGAAACUUUUUAAAACCGAAUUAUACUCUUCCUUUGAGUAUGAAAUUGGAAGAAGACGUGAUUUUCUACCGAAUAAGUAAAAGAAUGAAUAUUUUUAUGCAUGUUUUCCACGAAAUAUUAGUGAAUUUUCAAGGGCAUCUAAAAUCAAUGAGGAAAUUGCAUACUGCAUAAGUAGUCAUUUUUUGCAGAGUAUAGAUCUUGCAUGCAGCCGAAAAUAAGUUCAUUCGAAAGCCGACACCCUGAGGUAACUGGAUCAUGAUAGAUUUAUGCUGCAUCAUGAUUAGUUUUAAGACACUACUUAAUUUAUCUUUUCGAAACGAGAACGCAUUUCCAAAUUUUGAUUGACAUUUCAUGAGUUAGCACAUCUACUGUAUGUAAGGCGAAGGGGCGAUCUCGGGAACUACGGUUUUAUUGCACUCGCGUUUCAAAAGCGGACAAGCUGUCACCAUUGGAGAGAUGUAUCUUAGGGCGUCACGAAGAAUUUAUAAGGGGGUGGGGGAAAGUCAAGUUAAGACGGUUUUAAUUAUACGGGGAGUGGUUAAUCGGCUUUGGCGCGAAAUGUUCGCAGAAGCACAGGUGUGGUCGCCAGGGCAGAGUGGGAGAGAGGGGGACUGCUACCAAUGUGCUUGUCUCUUGUUGGGGGCCGAUAUUUAAAAGUUGGUGACCAUCCCCAGCAUUCGCAUUGACGUUCUGGUUUGUUCGCCUUGAUUGCAUCCCUCCGAUCGCGUUUUCCCUCGUCUGCCGAGUACUGUUUGAGGCAGCAGUAUUGAUGAUUGCGCCUUCGUCGGGCCCGAUUUGCCGUGUGGAUACGUGUAGGUCCGUCGUAAUUUCUACCGCAAGAUUUCGCGCUUGCGCUCUAAUUCGUUAAGCUGCGUCCGGAGGGCUUACUAAGCUGCCGGAAGGGCGACAUAACGGUUAAUUGAGGUAGUAUCCGUGUGCCAGCCUCGAAUAUUUUCUGGCUACGCGGUCAUUGCCUCGAUUCAGAAUUUUUGAAUUCUGGAAGGCGAAUCAGUGUCCAUAAUCCGCGCAGUGUUCUGCCACCAGAGACAAUGGGUCCAUUCUCCACACUGCCCGCAUGUGUUCUUCAACACUGGCUUGUAAAUGUUUGCCUGUCCCUCCGACGUAGGCAGCUUCACAAGAGUUACAGUGGAACCGGGAGUUGACAUUUGCUGUCUCACCUCGUGGCAGGGGCCUUCGGUCUCAUAAAAAGAUGUCCAGCUGUUGAGUCUGGUCGAUGAGCGAUCCCGAUCCCCAAGAGUCUUAGGAGGCAGGGAACUGCCUCAGUGACGCUGUCGAUAUAUGGCAGUACACGUCAGACUUUUGGCUGUUUUGUCAACGGAUUUUGGCUUGUUUUAGACCGCCUGAUGAGUUUUAUGAAGUUACGGGAGUCUCCGAUGGUCAUGAAAAGGCGCUGAAGAUAGCGGAUGUCUGUCCUUCUGUCAUCCGGUUCGCUGCAGUGUGUUUCUGCUCUACCGUAGAGAAGUUGCACACAGCUGCGUUCGUGACAUAACGGACGUUUACUGUGAUAGCUUAGGACUUGGCCUGUGUUGAUAGCCUUCAUAAACAUCGUCGUUUUUAUAUUCCUGCUGGGUUUGCGGUGGACAAGAACGUCCAGAAACGGCAGCUGGUUGUUGCUUUCCGCCUCCAAGUUGAAUUAGAUGUACGGAAAAACGGAAUCAAGGACAAUCUGAAAUUCCUCCAUCCUUUCUCGUUUGAUGAUGACGAAGGUAUCGUCGGCGUAACGAGUCCAAAGCUUUGGCCUGUUCUUUCGUGAAAAACAGGCUCCCUAGUUUUUUGCAGAACUGCCUAAGCGAUGAAGCCGGAGGGGGGCAAUCCCAUCGGCGUCCACUUAAUCUGAUCGUACAUGGUCCCCUCGCAUGUGAAUUACGUUUUCAGGCAGAACUUUAAGAGUUUGACUAGAUGUCUCCGCUUCACUGACUUGUCCGUCUCGUCAUACUGCCUCUCGAGUAAUUCGCUGACCGUUUCGAUGGCCAGGUCCUGCGGGAUUGAAGUGAAGAGGGGUUGACGUCAGAUGGCACCAUGACCUCUUCUGCAGUGAAUCGCAUUCCCCUGAGCCGCACCAGAAACUGAGUAGCUGUGCAAACCGUUGUGGUUUCUCCUGGGGUGGGAGGUCUCAGUUGUCGGAACAGCCAUUUAGUCAGGAUGAAUGUUGGCGCGCCUCGCAGUGACACGACUGGUCGGAGGAGGACGUCGACCUUGUGCACUUUGUGUAGUCCGUAGAAACUUGGUGUGACUGCAUCUGUUGGUUUAACGGCCGGUCGUACCGACUUGCUUAUAACUUUGUUUUUCUGCAUUUCGGCGAAAGUUUUGUCCAACUCUGUCAUCAGCCUUCGCAUCGGCUCAUCAUCAAUUUGGCGGUAGGCCUGUCGAUCAUCAAGCAGGCUAUUUGCCUUCUGAAUGUAGUCGAUCUUGUUCAAGACAAAAGUAGAACGCCCUUUGUCUGCUGGAAAUACCUCAUUUCUAGAAUCGGCCCCCAGCUUAGUGAGAGCAUCCGGCUUCGCUCUGGUGAUAAAGCGCGUUGUUCGUGUGCCAUCACCAAGGCGGUUAACUGUUGCCCAACGAGAUGUUUUGUUUUCUCGGAUUCCUCGGUUUGUUUCAUUGUUGAUUCCACUGUUGCCGCGAGGUUGACGGGAUCAGCGUCCACGUCAGCAAUUUUAGUUGUUCAGGAGCCAGUUCUUUGGACUCAAUCGAUUACCAAAAGGCUUGUUGCUACUGGUGCACGUGAACUAAAAUAUGACAACUCGGAACCCCUUAACAGCGCUUAUUUGUGACCAUAUUUUAUAUUUUACAGAUCAAUCAGACUCAGGACUGCCACUACAAUUACUUAGAAAUUUUUGAUGGUCCUUCGGAGUCCUCACCGCCGCUGUACAAGCUAUGCGGAAAUGAUAGACCGGAACGUCUUUUCUCGACUGGCAACGCGAUGAUUUUCCGUUUCGUCCUAAAUGGUCCAAUUGCAAGACAAGGAUUCCUAGCCGAAUAUACGAAAAGUAAGUGCUCGUGAGUUAAAGAAAGUAAACGCUUGCCAAAUUUGCGCUGUUCGGCCUUUGCGAGGAAACAGGCGAACAGCACUGAUAUGUACACUUUUGACAUAAUGAAAAAUUUUAUCCGUGUAUACGACGAACAUUUGACCGUUGCAUCAGACGAUGUCCACCGUGUGCUCCAAAGCAAGUUGAGACCAGACACUGUGAAUUGCACGUGAAUUAUCAGACUUGUGCUGCAUCUAUCGCACUCUCCAGCCCUCCCUACCUGGGCUCGGAGUCAAGACACUGGACAGCCGGACACUGACUUCAAGAAGACAGGACAUUUUUCUGCCCAAAAGACCUCGAAAUCAGGCAACAUUUUCGUGCGGAAAUCACGCUCUUCUCUGUUUAGUUUCAACGCACGGUGUAUGUGGUUAAGUGCUUUGUCCCUAAAAAGUUCUCAUUUUUACUGGCUUUGGCAGAGAGCAUGUGAAUAUGGCUGUAGGCAUAAUUAACAUUUUUACGAAAUACCUUGUUCAAAAUUCCAGUCACCAUACUGCUUCUAUCACUCCUCUUCAAAUGUCACGCAAGAAAUCUCCCUGUCCUUGCGUUAAUGGUAAGGAGCGGUUAUAUCUGUGGGAAUUUGUCAAAUCCCAUAGAACAUUUCGUUAAGCGAAAACGUAAAGACUGCCCGUAGUCAUCUAGGGAUAUACUAAAUAACUUAAUUCUUAACUUUCCCAAAACUGUAGGUUUCUCGUAUCUACCUUUCUCGAUAUGCUUAUUGAUAUAUUCUGGCGUAGACAAAAAAUCUCGGUUGCAAUUACACUGGCGUCAACACGCUGGGCACCAAAAUUGCUCGUGCUGUCCCAUAAAAUGCAACAGAAUUUGUUAUGUUUACCCAGAAGGAGAUAUGCCGGUCGACCAUCCUCCGUAAUUUGCUGUUACGCGUACUAGAAGUCGUAACCGACGUCCAUCCUGGAGAAUCCCUAGUUGACAGACAGCUGAGACAGCUAGGUAGUCUGGACAUGAGAAGAAGAAACGAUGCAGAAAUCAAAUCGCUAUCCAGAGACUUGUAUUCUCACAUGCGCUAUCAUCAUGUCUGUGUAUUUAGAGGUAUAAAUGCUUAAAGUUGGUGGUUUUCUUGCUUUUUUUAUAGAAGUUGAUUGCGGGGGAUACCUCAAAGCAGACAAAGGCACAUUUACCAGUCCUAAAUACCCCAACGGGUCUCCACCAAACCAGAAAUGUGAUUGGAAGAUUGAAGUCCCUAUUGGAUUCUCCGUUAUUCUUUUACUCCAUGGUUCUCUAGUAAGUAUCAGUGUUAUGGUACGGUGCAUUUAAAAAUUACCAACCUAGUAAAAGCUGUCUUUUCAGGCACUCAUGAGCAUCAGUUAGCAGUUAUUUGGCGACACCGGCUACCAUUAACCCCCUAAACUUGACCUCUAUCCCAAGCUUAACCCUUAAGUCUAAACGCAGUCUCAUAUACUGACCCCAAUCCCAACUCUAAACGUAACUUCUAACUUCAGCCUGUAACCCCCAAACCUAAACAUAGCUCAAGACUGAACGUUAAUCCUCAUAGUAACACCUGAAAUUAUGGCGACGUGGCAAGAUCAAAAUGAUGGAGUUUAAUUAGGACUUCUCAAACGCUAGAAGUAGGCAGUUCACCGCUUAUAGAGAUGUGUGUCUCUCUUAACACACAGUAGGUGAGCUAACUCGUGAGAUGUCAAAUGAAAUUGGGGACUGCGUUUUCGUUUCGAAAAGAUUAAGUAAAUAAAAUCGGGGAAGUAAUCAUCAAGCAGCAUUAAUUUGUAAUAAUUCAGUCGCAUGAAAAUGCCAGAUUUCGAACGAACUUCGUUACGGCAGAGUAGAAACGUUAUACUCUGUAAAAAAUGACUACUUAAUUAUCAGGCAGUUUUCCCAUUCAUUUUCAAAGCCCUUAAAUAUCCAAUUAUAUUUCAUGGAAAACAUGCAUGUUCCUAUUCAUUCUUUUACUCAUUCGGUAGAAAAUUACAUCUUCUUUCGAUUUUAUACUGGAAGGAAGGGUAUAAUUUAGUUUUAAAAAUUGUGUUAUUGUGAGAUUUUCUAAUACCGUAAAAUGGCCGUUCAUCAAACGGCAGGCCUCCGCAUUUACCAAUGUGACUCGUAAAAUCAACAACAUGACUCAAAUCCACUGCUGAAUUUUGUGAACUUCAUAUGGUAUCCACUUAAUACCGCAGAAAAAAGUAUGGUUUUCCGUACGCGGAAACUAGUUGGUUUGUAGUCUGGAAACCCUGAAUGCGAGUGCAAGCGCAAGUCGGGUUUAGAAUUAUUCGGAAAUUGGAACAAGUUUUGAAAAUUGAAUAUUUCCCUGCCUUCGAGUAUAAAAUUGGUAGAAGAUGUAAUUUUCUACCGAAUGGGUAAAAAAAUAAAUACUAAUAUGACAUGUUUUCCAUGAAAUGUAAUUGAAUCUUUAAGGGAAUCAAAAAGACAAUGAGAAAACUGCUUGUUAUUUAAACAGUCAUUUUUUACGGAGGAUAGCUUUUGCAUGCUGCUGAAACGAAGUUCGUUCGAAAGCCGGCAUCCUGGGGUGACUGGAAUAUUACAGAAUUAUGCUGCCUGAUCAUUAGUUCUUCAAUUCUACUUAAUUAAUAUUUUCGUAAAGAACACGCAUUUCCAAAUUUACAUUGACAUCUCAUGUGAUAGCUCACAUACUGCACUGUCCAAUGACAGAUACUAGGCUCUCAAGGAUUGCGCAGACUCGAAUCCCACAAAGUGGAGAGCGCCAUGGAGGUAGCAUUCAGAAGCAGCCAUUGAGCCUGGCCGUCCGUCCUCCAGCCGGGCAUCCCACAUACACACACCGUACUGGUCACGAGCACCGAGUUAUCCUGUCACAAGUCAACUUGCCACGGCGAGAUUUUUAGUGCAUCGUGGCAGGUAAGUCCGAUUUACCCUAUUGAGAAAUGGGCUGAUGUUUCCUGUGAUGGAGCCCCCAUAGUCGACCUUAUCUCCUCCGUCCCCACCCAUGCACCAGUCUACCGUCCGAGCUGGUAUGCCAUCUGGUGCAGGGAUUGGACACAAUCAUUGGUUUAAUGUGGAGCCUUCGCCUAAGUGUGCUGCCACUCACUCAAAUGGGAUAUUCUGUGGGUUGCGCGGUCCCCACGCUGCCUGCUAUGCUGCCCCACACCUGGUCCUCGUUUUGUUCCAUUGCCUAUACAGUGCUGUCCGUUGCGAUGUCAAGACAACUGUUAGCAGCUGCAAUUUGGCAGCAGAAAAGGAAUGGAUGCUUGUGAGUCUAAGUCGGCAUUUCUGUACCAGGUUAUGCACGGUGGAUUCAGUGAAGGUAUGAUGAAGUGUCUUGCUGUCUCGUUUUGUGAUUCUAACUAGGAAUAUUUCUGCUCUGGUGGUAUAAUAUAAUAAUCACCGAAUCCCAUAUUUUUUUUAGAAUCGUGAGAAAGUGAUCUGCCGGUACGAGUACAUAGAAUUAUACGAUGGUCCCUCGAGGUCUUCACCUUUGCUGCGAAAACUAUGCGGAGAUGAUGUACCGACGACAAUAGGAUCGACGAAUAACACGAUGAUCGUGCGCUUCGUCAGCGGAAGAUAUCCAGGAAGACGGGCACUUCACGGAGAGUUUAGGAAAGGUAAGUCCUCCUUGUCUGCAUGGAUAAUACAUAAUACAAUAACUUACUCUUCGGCUAGUGCGGCAUGAUACAUAUUUUAGCACACCAUCAACGCAUACGCGUUCAGAAAUUCAUAAUGCAAACGCCUAAUUGUCGAGUUUGCUAAGCUCUUAAUAUUAUUGCGUGAUGUCUUCCAAUUUAGAAAUGAGGAAAGUAUGUACGUAUGUAUGAAAAUAUCGUCCUCUUGAAAUCCAUUUCCGGAUAGUAACCUUCAGUGACUAAACUCACGAAGUACUUACUCACGAAUUAGUGCAACAAAAUCUCAGGAUAUUGCAUUUACACCAGGACAAAGGCUUCUGAGUGUACAUCAUUCGGACAGCAUGUAACACCUCAUUCGUGAGAAGUUGACUAUUUGUGCAGUUUGCAUCUGUUCGUCACUUUUCUAUACCAUUAAUAUUUUAAAUAUGUUUUCUACAAAUCAUGUUUGAAAAUAUCAUUUCUCAUGCUUAUUUUGUAGCAACUUACGUAGUACAUGAACUUUACACUCAAUGAAAAUGUCUCUUUGGUUUUAAAAAGCUUCUAAUCAUAGCGCUAUCACUGGGACGGCAGCGUUAUUAGCGUGAGCUUUCGAACCCGAGCAGGAAUUUAGCAUCAGAGACCAUUGCAGUGCAACAACGUUUAAACAUAGAACACUCAGACUUGUCCCGGCUUUAGAAGCUUUGGCGCACUCUCCGAUCGUCCUGUGGGGAUGGAGGGGGGAAGGGAAUAAGUCAAUCAAUAGGUCUGCUUUGCGCCGCCUGCCCAAAAUAGUUUCGCAGCGUGGUGACUCCGUUUGGCCUAAAGACACUGGGUCGCCUCUCGCAUUUAUGCUCGAGUAUUCACGAGUUGAUACGUCUUCCUUUUUCUAAUUACAACGCAUGACCGAUCUCAUGAAAUGUGGGCUGAACUUCUGGAAUUCGUUUUCGAUUAGCAAGGAUUACUUAGGGGGGGGGGAUUGUCAUACUGACUAGCAUGCGGCAUAAUCCUUAAGCAUUUCGGACUCGCCAGACUGUUAGAUUUUGGAGGUACUCCUUGUUGACGUCAUGCAGAAACCGCACAUGGUAUAAAAAUGACUACUUAAGUAGCAUUCAUCCUUCCUGUGGAUUUUUGGUGUUCUUAUAAAUUAAAAUAUAUUAUAAAGAAAACAUGACCGAAAAAGUUUUCAUUUUAUCAUUUGGUAGACAAUACCAUUGUCAUUGCAUUUUAUUUACAAAGGAGAUGUAUAUUUGGGUUUUAAAAUACUUUCCCGAAUCCCGGAAAUGUUUGAGCCUAAUCUGAAAUUGCAUCAGCGUUCAGUGAUUUCAAAAAAUAUUCGGGAAUUAGGAAACUAUUUUAAAACCCAAAUAUGCACUUUUUUGUUCAUAAAGUGCAAAGACAAUGUUAUUGUCUACCAAUUGAGCAAGAGAAAACUUUUUCGUUCAGGCUUUCAAUAUAACGUAUUCAAAUUUAUGAGACCACAGAAAUCCAUGGGAAAAAUGCAUGCUACUUAAGUAGUCAUUUUUAUACCAAGAACGGUUUUUGCAUUAGAUAAAUAAGGAGUGCCUCCAAAAGCGGACAUUCAGACAAGUCCGAAAUGCUAUAGGAUUAGGUCGUAUGCUUAUCAAUAUGACAACCCCCCUAAACAAAAUCUUGCUAAUCGAAAACGAAUUCCAGAAUUUCGACCAACAUUUCAUGAGAUCGGUCAUUCACUGGAUGUCCAGAGGGACCAUCGGCAGACGUUCAUUUUAAGUGGUCUUAAUGAGCAUAUUAUGAUACUUUUUAAUCAACGACGAAUAAAAAAGGCGGCUUGUUUAUAUGUAGACGUUUUGGUCCACCCUGUGUACUUCUGGGUACGGUUCUAUCAUUAAGUAUUCGCCGCAGACUAACCUUACUAAAAUGUCGAUGUGGUAGGUGUCCAAUGACACAACGUGCGUUGCCAAAACAAGCAAAGAUGCGAGGUCCAGGAACCAAUUAAUGCGAAAUAGAAGCGAUCGCCGGAAUAAGAGCUUUAUGCGUCUGACGUUUCCUAUUCUCACGUUCGCUAAUUAUCAGAGACAGUGAUAGAAACGGGUGAUUCAUGCACAGGAAGUUGCAGCAUUUAUAGGACGCGGUCGCUAUGUGACCGUAUACCGAUGAUAAUUAACCGCUGUCCCCUUUAUCAAUAAUCGCUCCCCGCUGGUGGGCUAAUUGCUUAAUGGCCAGUUGUUACUUGCUGAGGUCUAAUCACCCAUGUUGGAUACUGGCGUGAUAAUUGUUUGGCCAUCUGGCUCAAUGGCCUUGGCCGAGUAGUUAGAGGCGUGGAGUUUUAACUAGCAGGUCGCUAGUUCGACCCUCGAGUUUUCACCACUUCGGGGUUGGGUAUGACUGACUGACGACGGUUAGUAAGCCAGAAAUGUAUGUUCCAGUCUCCGUUGUCUUUGUCGGUAAGGUCAUUCUGCCUAUAUCAUAGGCCGAGAGAGCCCAUAAGAAAUAACUCAACGAGUGAGUUCCCUAAGAGCGAUCGGUUAGCGCCCGCUACCGUUGUUCGCAUAUACACAUAAACAUAUACUCAUAUAUAUAUACAGGCAGCCAGUAGUAUAGAACUGUGCAAUGAUUUACCGUACUAACAACAUAGGUAUUAGCUAAAAGCCCAGACACGCGUGUUUCGCCUAUCUUAUGCCGCUGCCUGACGCAGCUGCGAGGGGUUCGGCUUUCCCUGUUUUUUCAGUAUUUAUAAGUGUGGCGCGAUACCAAACGCACCUCCGACGAUGGAAGAUUGUAUGUUUUUGAAACGUCAAAACAGUAAAAAUAUUGUUCCCGAGAUCGCCUUUUCUUCUUAUAUAUAUAUAUAUAUGAGAAGAAAAGGCGAUCUCGGGAACCAUUGUUUUACCGUCCUGACGUUUCAAAAGCAUAUAAGCUUCCAUCGUCGGAGGUGAGUGUGGUAUCGCGCCUCACAGUAUUUAUAGAUGGGUGACAGUCAUGUCAAAACGGGUUUUCUUACAUAUGAAGUCAGGGCGGCAGGGGGGAAGGGGCGGGGGGAGUCCUAGAGCGUCUUUUCGCCGGAUGAGGGGGUGGUGGAUCAGCUUUAGUGGUCAUCAGCCGCAUGCACACAUGAACUGUGGCGGGCGGGGGGGGGGAGGGAGGUAGGGUGACGGAAUGUACUCAACCUACAUCGGAGGCCGGCGUUGAGACGUUGGUGGUCGUCGUUCGUACCUUCAUUGAGCGUAGCUGUCGUCCAAGCCUGGCAAUCUUGUUUACGCCGCAACGACUGGCCGAUAUAGAUAUAGAUAUAUAGAUAGAUAUAGAUAUAUAUUGAAAAUAAGUAAGAUUCUUUGGGAAGGGAAUAAACUUUAAUGAGUAAAUUUUCGAGUCUGGUUCCCCAGCUCGUCGUCAGACUUUUGGGCAAUGUACAAAAACAGUUAACUAUUUAACCGUGUCAAACAAGUGAUUCUAUGGUUGGCCGAAGUCUGCGCCAAUGCGCGUCAACGAUUUCGUCAUCCCCUCGGCAUUGGCUGCGCUCGCUUCCAUUUGUCCUUGAGAAAUUUGUAUGUGGCAUCUAGAUCGAUAUGCCGAUUGAUGCAUGCCUCAUCUGAGUGCCUUGCUUCCAGGAAUUCGCAUGAAACAUGAGUUUAAACAGAAAGGUAUUUCGAAGACAGCGGCCACCCAAGCACCAAAAACGUUCACCUGGCGGACCCUCCCAUACAUCAAAAAUGUAUCUGAACUCGUCGAAAGACAACUGAAAAAGCACCAGAUACACGUAGCACACCAACCUACAACCACCUUGCGUACAGAGCUUGUACACCCUAAGGACAGGGUUGGCUAUCUUGAUAGGAAAGGUGUUGUCUACAAGAUACCAUGUUCCAGUUGUGAUGCCGUGUAUUGUGGCCAAACUGGGAAAUCCCCCUCUUCCCGCAUACAUGAGCAUCAGUUAGCGGUGAGGAAACGAGAUCAUUUAUCCCAGGUGGCUAUGCACACACUGGACACCGGACACAAAUUUGCAUGGGAGAACACCCGCAUUGUUGGCGCCUGCCCAAUAAGGAAAGGCCGCGAAUUCCUGGAAGCAAUGCACUCAGAUGAGGCAUGCAUCAAUCGGCAUAUCGAUCUAGAUGCCACAUACAAAUUUCUCAAGGACAAAUGGAAGCGAGCGCAGCCAAUGCCGAGGGGAUGACGAAAUCGUUGACGCGCAUUGGCGCAGACUUCGGCCAACCAUAGAAUCACUUGUUUGACACGGUUAAAUAGUUAACUGUUUUUGUACAUUGCCCAAAAGUCUGACGACGAGCUGGGGAACCAGACUCGAAAAUUUACUCAUUAAAGUUUAUUCCCUUCCUAAAGAAUCUUACUUAUUUUCAAUUAAAUUUCUUGGGAUGCCCGUUUUCCAGCACAUAUAUAUAUAUAUAUAUAUAUAUAUAUUCCGAAUGAUAGAGAACACGCGCGGCCCAGGUAAUUGAAUAGAAGAAGAUGGGAAGGCGAUCGCUGGGACCAAUUGUUUAUUUAUCCGACGUUUCGAACUCUCACGCGAGCCCAUCGUCAAGGAAUGAUAAAUUGUACAACUCAUCGUGUAUUUAGCUCACCUCUGCCGGGGGUGACCUCUAGCUGCGCUGCUGAUUUGCUCUCGCAGUGCUUGAUAGGCGAUUGGCAGAUCGAUAUGUCGAUUAAUCGAGUCCUCGGUUGACUGCCAUGCUUCCUGCAGGAGGCGAGCAACUCGGUCGUCCGACUGGCCCAAUAUUCUCACGCACUUAAAGUCGAAGCCGUGUCCUGGCGUGGAGGCGUGGGCGGCUACCAAGGAGAGUUUGUCCUUCCGUCUCACAGCCAACUCGUGUUCGUGCAAUCUCGUGCGUACUUGUUUGCCGGUUUCGCCAACAUAAUUGGCUUGACCACAAUUGCAGUCUAUCCGGUAAAUGACCCCCGAUUUCUGGUUGAUGGGAAUCGGGUCCUUAGGGUGCAUGAGUUGCCGGCGUAUUGUUGCCUCAGGUCUGUGAGCGAUACCGAUCUCAAAUUCGCUCAUCAGUCUAACGAAUUCUUCUGACACACCGGCUAUGUAAGGCACUGCGCGCCAACAUUUCGGUUUUGGUUGUCCCUUCGGUUGUCUUCCCCGGGUUUCUCGUCUGCACUUUUCGACAAAAUUCCCAGGGUAGCCGUUCACUGUGAAGAGUUUCCGCAGGAACUGGACCUCAGCCUUCUUGUCGGCUGGCUCGGUGCAAUGGGUUUCUACGCGCCGGUAGAGUGUUCUCACGCAGCUGCGUUUGUGCGAGAGAGGGUGGUUGCUAAGAAAGCUUAGAAUACGGGAGGUAUUCGUUGCCUUCCGGUAAACCGUUGUCUUUAAUGCACCAUCACCUUUUCUCUGAACUAGUACGUCCAGAAACGGCAACUGGCAAUCUUUUUCUUCCUCCAUCGUGAACUGGAUGUCUGGGAAGAUCGAGUUGAGGUGUUGCGUGAAUUCCCCAAUCUUGUCCCGAUUGAUGAUGACAAAUGUGUCAUCGACAUACCGUACCCACAGUCGUGGUCGAUAGUGGUCGAAAGCCAGUGCCUCGAGUCGCUGUAACACUGCCUCAGCAAUCAAGCUGGAUAACGGUGAGCCCAUGGGUGUACCUUUAACUUGUUCGUACACAGCUCCGUUGAAGGUGAAGAAAGUCUUCAAGCAGUGCUUCAGGAGAUCAAUAAGGUGUUUUAUCUUCAGUUUCUUGUCCGUUUCGUCAUAUUGUUCUUCCAACAAGGUUUGCAGGGUUUCAACCGCCAGGUGCUGUGGGAUGGAAGUGAAAAGUGAUAUCACGUCGAAAGAAACCAUCACUUCGUCAUCUGUGAGUCGUAUACCUUGCAGCUUUUCGAUGAAUCUUUCGGCUGAGUGGACGCUUGUUUCAGAACCCUGGGUUAGGAAUUUCAGACGCUGGAACAGCCACUUGGCAAGGCCAAACGUUGGGGUGCCUCUUAGAGAAACAAUCGGCCGUAGGGGAGUUCCUGGUUUAUGGACCUUGGGCAGACCAUAGAAUCUCGCGAUCGCUGAAUCCUUUGGUUUCACGAACAUCAACUUGCAGUUAAGAGGCGAGACCACUUGUCUCAAAUGGCCAUGCACAUUCUUGAUACUGGGCACAAUUUCGCAUGGGACAAAACUUGCAUCGUCGGAGUUUGCCCAUCUAAAAAAGGCCGAGAGUUUCUUGAAGCCAUGCACUCCGAUGAGUCAUGUAUCAACAGGCAUAUCGAGUUAGAUGCCACGUACAAGAAUCUCAGAGAAAAGUGGAAGAAACGAAAGCCGAUCAAUACGGACUGACACAUACGACGGCAGCUUACUAGCUGAGGCACCAAAUGAGUAUUGAUUUUGUUGCACGUUUGAAAUUUUAAUUGUUUUCAGCACAUUUACUCUAGUCUGACGACGACACGGGGAACCGACGUCGAAAAUUUACUCAAUAAGGUUUUCUCCCUCUCCCAAAGAUCGUUUUUGAUUUCAAUUUAUAUUUCUUGGGAUGCCUGCGUUCCAAUAUAUAUAUAUAUAUAUAUAUAUAUAUAUAUAUAUAUAUAAGGGGAAGUCGAAUAUGUGUUUUGGCAAUGUAAGUUUACUGUCCAAAUUUUUGACAACGGUUUCCAAGGUCGUCGUCGGGCUCAGACGGAGAGCAAAUGCGCAUACACAGUUAAAAUCUUAAGUGCACUGAAAAAAUCGAUAAUCGCAUGACGUUCGUGCCAGUAAAUGGUCGUCGUGCGUGUCAGUCCGUUUUGAUUGGCUCUCGCUUCUUCAAUCUCUCCUUAAGAUUUCUUUACGCGUUAUCUAACUCUAUGUGCCGGAUGAUGCAUGAUUCGUCCGAGCGCAUGGCCUCAAGGAAAUCUCGGUAUUUCUUCGAGGGGCACACAGCGACAAUGCGGGUUUUCUCCCAAGCGAAAUUGUGCCCGGUGUCCAGGGUAGGCGUGACUACUUGAAAUAGGUAGUCUCAUCUCUUCACUGCCAACUGGUGUUCGUGAAUGCGUGUAGAGGCGCAUUUUCCAGCUAGGCCGCAAUAGACGGCAUCACAUGCAUCAGAAGUGAUUUUGUAAACGACUUCUUUUUUGUCAUGAUAACUAACCCUGUCUUUUGGGCGCUUGGGCUGAAUACGCAAAGUAAUCCUCGGUCGGUGAGCCACCUGAAUUUGGUGUUUCUUUGAAUGUCUUUUAACAACAAAAUACGCAUUUUAAUGUUAGGAUGUGGUCGCCAAGUUUUUAGUUCGGGCUUCUGAUAUGUAUUGCCUGGCUCCUUUCUCUUUGACUCUUUCUGCCUUCUGCAUCGGCGCGCAAAAUCUCUAGAGUACCCAUUCCGCGAAUGCAAUUCACACAAGAAUUUUAAUUUGUGUUGAUUGCAUUCUUCAUCAAAACAACUUGUUUUGCUCGAUUAAGCAGAAUUUUGACAGCACCUCCAUUGUGAGAGGUUGGCUGAUUACUCUCGGAAUGAAGAAUGAUUGCCGCAUAAGUGUCUUUACGGUAAACUGAGUUACGUAUUAUUCCGUCGGUUUUUCGUUGUACGGGAAUAUCCAGGAGAGGCUGUUUACUGUCGACUUCCUUCUCGAGUGUGAACGUAAUCCCCAGAAUUGUUGGGUUUAUAUUGUUGUGUAGCUCUUCCAAUUGGUCCCUUUAAAAGGCAACAAAUGCGUCAUUUACCUAUCGCCGUCACAAUUUAGGUUUAACUGAUGGAAGAGCCGCAGGUUCUAGUUUCUGCAUUGUGACUUCGGCGAGAAAACCUGAAAUUGGGGAUCACACAGGAGAUCCUUUCAGUUGUUGGUAGUACUGUUGGUUGAAUGAGAAGUUGGUUUCAAAGCGCAGGUCUAUAAGUUCGAGCACGGCAGUUGCUGGACCGUCUUUAUCAUAGGACAUCCAUAGUUUUUCUGUGCAACGUUUUGCUACAUAUGGAGGUAUCGAUGUGAAAAGGGACACGACCACGAGGAAACCAUUAUGUUAUCUGCAGAAAUUGUGAUACCUUUUUAUUUCAUAUUAACCCAACUGUGAAAAACUCGGCGUCCCGGUGGGAUUCGAACCCACGCAGUAAGGGGAAGGCUUUAGCGCAGCCAACGCUCUAACCACCUGAGCUACGAGGCCCCGCCGGACGACGCGAGUUUAAUCACAUUUGGGUCAAGUUACCCGCCCAACGUACUGCAACGUCUGGAAUCCACCAAAUCUGACACAGUAAGUUGACUGCCCAAGCAGGAUAUCCUAAGUAAUUCACCUAGAAUCCACCAGAUGACUACCAGGCUCGCGUAAUUCAUUGACAUUUUGGCAGAUUUCGAAUAAUUCAUAUUGACCCAACUGUGACCCAACCUUUUUAUUUCUCUAAAAACUCAGAUGAGUCCUCAGUGGAAGUUUCGCAUUCCUUCGUAAGCGCAGUAAUUUUGCGAACGAACUACUUGGACCUUUUGUAGUUUUGAGCCCCGAUGAAUGAUGCAAUGGGACAUCCGUCUUGUGGUGUUAAGGGAAUCCAAACAUCUUCGCGAUUGUCGGUUCAUUUUGUCGCAGGGUUUUCGCCAUAUCUCCUGAUAGUUUCUUUUCCCUGUAAGACGCACCAGCACUUUAUCAAUGAAUGAAAGCUCGGCUUUGGGAGUGUUCGCUGAAAGUGGUUUAUAGAUGGAUACAUCUUCUAAGAAUAACAUCAUCUUACUAUAGUAGUCCACUCUAUUCAAAAUUGCGGCUACACCGCCCUUGUCCACCGGGAGAAUGAUUAUAUUUUUGUCAAUUCGUAGACUCUUAAAGGCACUUUAUUCUUCAUUUGAUAGUACUGAAAAAUAACUCCGAUCUUUUAAUGCUUGUAAAGUGCUGUUUGGGAUGAUAAACCGUUCGUCUUUCGUAAGGUUUGCUGUCAAAAUUAUGGAUUCUAAACUCGCGGGGAAGUUCAAGUAUUUUGAGUCGGAAAGACUGUGCCUUAGCCCCCUGGAAAGCACACUCUAUUCUGUCGUUUUUAGCGUUCUUCCGGAUAUAUUUGCGACCUUCUUUUGAAGCUUCUGAUCUGCAUCGGUCUGUUGUAAGAUAGCCAUCCGCUUUCUGUCUCAAAUGCCCCUCUGCUUUUGUCAUUCGAGCUCAAAGACACGCGUAGUUGUGUUGCUUAGAGAUUCAAAUCAGUGUAAAGGAAGUUGAUCACGGUAAAAUUGCAUGUGUUGCCCAUUAGAAGUGUGUAGCGGGCAUCGAUUAUGAACGCCUUAAGCCUUCUUCUGCCUUAGUGAGAUGCAAUUCGAUAUUUCCACAAGUAACUUCCUUUUUCAAUGCACAUAUUGAAGUUCGACUUUUUUUUCUUGGGAUGCUUAUUUUCCAAUGUGUAUAUAAAUGUUUUAUCGAGUUGCAAUCAUCUGAACAUGCGAUUGUUUUCGUCGGAAAUACGUCUUUACUUUUGAAUUCUAGGGAUAGCUGAUUGAAUUUCGGUAGACUUUCGUAUGCUUAAAACACUCCUAAACGGGCUUUGAUGUUUAUUUUCUAAGUGCUGCUCGAACGAUUUUUCGCAACAUUUAAUAUGGAACGAGAAAAUCGUCCUGUUUGAUUAUUACUACCCACAGGAUCAGAAGGACAUUAAUCUGCAAUUUUACCGAUUUCUUUUACCUUAUCAGCCGCAUGCGGUGGCAAGCUCAUUGCAGAUGAAGACUACAUUACGAUCCCAAGAUAUCCAAGCAAUCGUCUGCCAAAUAAUGAGUGCACUUGGAAUAUUGAAGUUCCCGUCGGCUUCCGCAUUGCACUCACAUGGGCAACAUCAGGAGUAAGUGCAUGUGUGACUCUUGUAUUCAUACCUUCUGAUUCUGAUAAAAGUGUGUUCAAUCGAAAUAAUGUAACCCCAAAAGCCACCGGUCACAUUAACAUAUAA
Spirometra erinaceieuropaei is the source of this 42211-nucleotide messenger RNA. NCBI's taxonomy places the organism in Eukaryota, Metazoa, Platyhelminthes, Cestoda, Diphyllobothriidea, Diphyllobothriidae. The record is from the annotation of a GenBank genome assembly.